Molecule: messenger RNA, 934 nt
Organism: Pararge aegeria (speckled wood butterfly)
Lineage: Eukaryota; Metazoa; Arthropoda; Insecta; Lepidoptera; Nymphalidae
Exons: 4
Coding region: 104-484 (126 amino acids)
Biological process (GO): septate junction assembly
Source: RefSeq, a predicted model, not a curated record
UUCGAUUUCGGUACUCGCGCAGUCUAUACGCCGUGCGUUUACAUCGCCGCCCGCGUCCCAGUGUAAACAAAUUUGUGAAGAAUUUAUAAAUUCCCGUGACAAAAUGGCAAUCAGCAGAUUAUCUAUUAUCAAAUUCCUGGAACUGGCGCUGACCUGCUCCUGUGUGGCAUUGCACUACCACAGCUACAAUGGUGAAGCUGAUAUAGGCAUGCUCGUCACCGGGACUUACGUCGGUUUCCUCAUUAUAUUUGCAGGAGCAGCUGCUGGUUACUUAAUGCAGACGCCGUCCCACCAACGCAUCGACAUCUUCUAUUCGCUCGUGGGCGUGGCCUUGUUCGUCGCCAGUGGAGCGGUCUUAAUUGACAGAUUCCAAAACACUUCUAAAUCGGAUUACACAAACAAGAACCUAGCGAAGGCUUCUUUGUCGAUCAUCAACGGAGCUGUCUUACUCAUAGACGCCGUGUUGACACAGCGUGGCGGAUAGACGGCGCUUUUUAUAUAUUUCUCCACAGAUUUUUAUGAAAUAUAGCUUUUAUAUUUUAAGAUUAAGUAAUUUAAUAUCACAUAUACAGAGGUACAAGAGACGAAUAUCUAGACUAUUAUAAUAUCCUCUCACGAUACGUAGGUUUUAUAGUAAAAGGUAAAACUCUACAGGAGCUUUAUAAUGGCUAUACAAGAUAUUAUACCUACUGCUGUCAUAUAAAAUCGUUAAAAUUUCAAGUUUCUUAGUAUUUUUAUAAAAGUUGUUACUGAAAUCCCUGAUUAGGUACAUCGUUUUUUUUAUACCUACAUUUUAAUUGUAACACAUUCUUAACCUCAAUUAAAGACUAGAAAAUAUACAGUCUUUGAACUAUUUUUUUUAAAAGACUUCAUCGAUUUACGUCACAAAAUUAUCACAACUAUGGAGGGUAGAGGUAAGGAGAGUCAUCUUAUA